Fulvia fulva is the source of this 618-nucleotide messenger RNA. Its product is annotated as 54S ribosomal protein L8, mitochondrial. The record is from RefSeq and is a predicted model, not a curated record. The transcript is spliced from 2 exons. Gene Ontology annotation, biological process: translation. Gene Ontology annotation, molecular function: structural constituent of ribosome. Bases 1 to 618 code for a protein of 205 amino acids. Gene Ontology annotation, cellular component: ribosome; mitochondrial large ribosomal subunit. Lineage: Eukaryota; Fungi; Ascomycota; Dothideomycetes; Mycosphaerellales; Mycosphaerellaceae.
AUGGCAGGCGGCCUCGUGAAAUAUCGCCACCUCUCCCGCGACAGCGCCCACCGAAGGGCUCUCCUCCGCAACCUCGUCACGUCUCUCAUCCAACACGAAUCGAUCACCACGACAUGGCACAAAGCGAAAGAGGCACAGCGGCUGGCAGAGAAACUGAUAACACUGGGGAAGCGGAAUACAGAAGCGGCAAGGAGGGGUGCGCAGGCCAUUUUCUUCCAACCACACCUCCACAUCCCCAAACUCUUCGGUCCCCUUCGCGAACGCUACGCAAACCGACCAGGCGGCUACACUCGCGUCCUGCGCAUCGAGCCCAUCAAAGAGGACCAAGCCGAAUCCGCCAUUCUCGAACUCGUCGACGGACCUAAGGAUAUGCGGAUGGCGAUGACGGCGAAGAGCAUCGCGAAUGCACGCGCGAAAGCAGAGGAAGAGGGAAGGGAUUUCAGGGUUAAUGAUAUGACGGCACAUAAUGUUAAGAAGGUCACACGGUUUAGGGAGGGAGGUGAGAGGGAUCUGGAAGAAAUGGUGGAGAGGUUUGAGAGGUUACGGGCGGAAGGCGAUGAGGGUGUGGACGAGGUGAAGAAGAGGAGGGUCUAUCACGAGAAUCCGAGGAGUAGGUGA